Oncorhynchus nerka (sockeye salmon) is the source of this 4048-nucleotide messenger RNA. RefSeq names its product integrin alpha-11-like. Gene Ontology annotation, cellular component: external side of plasma membrane; integrin complex. Gene Ontology annotation, molecular function: integrin binding. Lineage: Eukaryota; Metazoa; Chordata; Actinopteri; Salmoniformes; Salmonidae. The record is from RefSeq and is a predicted model, not a curated record. Gene Ontology annotation, biological process: integrin-mediated signaling pathway; cell-matrix adhesion; cell-cell adhesion.
UCCUUUCAGUUCAGCCACAGUCCCCUCCUACCUCCUCAGAUAUAGUGAGCAUUUUGACUAGCCGCGGAGUCAACCAGAGCUGAAUCUUUAACAGAGCACGCUGCUGGGUCUCUCUGCCUCAGCCCCCAGACACACACACACACACACACCAUACACACACACACCGACCAAACACAUGGAGUACUGCCGCGCUGUGUUUCUCUGGAUCUGCUGCAGCCUGUUACCAGGGCUCCAUGAUGGUUUCAACAUCCACACCAAGAACCACAGGAUCAUCAAGGGCCCCAAGCAGGCCCAGUUUGGAUACACUGUGCAGCAGCACGUUGCCGGGGGACAAAAGUGGUUAUUGGUGGGAGCUCCAUAUGAAACCAAUGGUCACCACCAGACAGGGGAUGUGUACAAAUGCCCAUUGGGAAAACGGUCCAAUGGCAGCUGCUCUAAACUCAACCUAGGAAGGAUUUCUCUGACUAAUGUCGCCGAGCGAAAAGACAAGAUGAGGCUGGGGAUGACGCUGACAACCAACCCCAAAGACAACAGCUUUGUGGUCUGUGGACCCCUGUGGUCCUAUGAGUGUGGCAGCUCAUACUACAGCACUGGGAUAUGCUCUCGAGUCAACGCCAGCUUCAAAUUCUCCAAAACCAUAGCUCCAGCCUUCCAGAGGUGUGAGACCUACAUGGAUAUAGUGAUCGUUCUGGAUGGUUCCAACUCCAUCUACCCCUGGACGGAGGUGCAAGCCUUUCUUAUCAACAUUUUACAGAAGUUCUACAUUGGACCAGGCCAGAUACAGGUUGGAGUGGUGCAGUAUGGGGAGAAGGUGGUGCACGAGUUCCAUCUGAAUGACUACAAGUCGGUGGAGGAGGUGGUGAAGAGAGCAAGCAACAUCCAUCAGAGAGGUGGAGAGGAAACCAACACGGCACUCGGCAUCAACGUCGCUCGCUCAGAAGCCUUCAAACGAGGAGCCCGACGAGGCGCCAAGAAGGUGAUGAUCGUGAUCACUGACGGGGAGUCACAUGACAGCCCUGACCUUCAACAGGCCAUCGAGGACAGCGAGAAGGAUGGCAUCACCCGCUAUGCCAUCGCUGUUCUUGGCUACUACAACCGGCGUGGAAUCAACCCAGAAGCAUUCCUGAAUGAAAUCAAGUAUAUCGCUAGUGACCCCGAUGACAAGCACUUCUUCAAGGUGACUGAUGAGUCUGCCUUGAAGGACAUUGUGGACGCGCUUGGGGAUAGGAUCUUCAGUUUGGAAGGGACCAGUAAGAACGGGACAGCCUUUGGCCUCCAGAUGUCUCAGGCUGGCUUCUCUUCACACUUCGUGGAGGAUGGGAUCCUGGUGGGGGCACCGGGGGCCUACGACUGGAAUGGAGCCGUCCUGAAGGAGACCCGACAGGGGAAGGUGGUUCCACCCAAGUCCUCCUACUCACAGGAAUUCCCAGAGGAGCUGAAGAACCACGGCGCCUACCUAGGUUACACAGUAACAUCGGUGGUGUCGGCCAAGAACUGUUCUACUAACAACCAUACUGGCAAGGUCAUCAUCUUCACCCUCAAGAACACUGGUAACCUCACCAUCCUGCACUCCCUCAAAGGACAACAGAUCGGGUCGUACUAUGGGAGUGAGAUCUCCCCGGUGGAUAUAGAUGGUGAUGGAGUAACAGACAACCUACUGGUGGCAGCUCCCAUGUUCUUCAGUGGAGGCUGGGAGAAGGGCAAGGUGUACAUCUACAGAGUGACUGAGCUGAAUCGUUUCGUCCUGGAGGGAGCGUUGGAGAUCCAGGACCAUGGUCAGAACGCUCGGUUCGGCUCCUCGCUGGCCCCGGUCCCUGACCUGAACGGGGACGGCUUCAACGACGUGGUGGUGGGGGCUCCGCUGGAGGAUGACCACAGAGGAGCUAUCUACGUCUUCUUCAGCCAACGCAACAGGAUUCUGCGGAAAUACAAACAGAGGAUAGCUGCGUUAGACAUCGCUAGUGGCCUGCGCUACUUUGGUCGUAGUAUCCAUGGCAGUAUGGACAUGAAUGAGGAUGGCCUGGUGGACUUGGCCGUGGGGUCCCUGGGGGCAGCCGUGCUUCUAUGGUCUCGCAGUGUCGUCCGAAUUCAUGCCAACAUCAGGUUUGAACCCAGCAAGAUCAACGUCUUUGUGAAGGACUGUGAGAGGGGAGGCAAGGACGUGACCUGCAUGUCAGCCAUAGUGUGUCUAAACGUCACCGCCCGGACAGCCAUACCUCCUACACAGGAAGUGGCCAUCACUUACAACACCACCAUUGGGGAGCGCCGAUUCAACCCCAGAGCCAUAAUGGACGACCCUGAUAAACUGCUGUUUCAAAACCUGACCCUGCUUUCUGGAGAGGAGACUUGUCAACACAUCUACUUCCAUGUCAUGGAGACCACGGACUACGUGAGGCCCAUCGUGUUCACUGUGGCAGUGGCACUGCAGGAUCCCGACCAGGGCCCUGCGCUGGACGACACCUGGGCCACCACCUUCAGGACUGAGCUUCCCUUCUGGAAUGGUUGUGAUGAGGACGACCGCUGUAUACCAGGCCUGUCCUUACAGAGUACAACUGACCUGCUGUCUUGGAGGCAGUUCUGUGGGAAUGCAGUCCACUCCAGGGGUGCGAUGUGUCGACGUCUGUCCGAAGGAGGGGACGAGGGGUCAGAGCGAGUGAUGGAGGGAUCGAGGAGGAGGAUGUUGGUGGACGUUCGUCUGGAGAACAGGGGAGAAAACGCCUACGGAGCCCGCCUCAACAUCACCUACACUCCUAACCUACGAUUCUCUAGUCUCAUAGUCAAGGACAACUCAGAUAUCAAGAUAGAGUGUCGCAGUGAGGACAGACAGAGGCAUGAGAAGACCUGCAACGUCAGCGCUCCCUUCAUGAGAGCCAAGACCCAGGUAUCUUUCCGCCUGGAGUUUGAGUUCAGCCGAUCAGUGUUCCUGGACCACGUACGAGUCAUUCUAGAAGCCAGCAGUGACGGAGAGGAGGUUACCUUAGAAGACAAUUUCAACGACAUCUUUCACCCGCUGAAAUACGAGGCUGACCUCCUAUUUACAAGGGACUCCAACCCCUCUGGCUGUGAAAUCAAAGCAGACCUCUCCCUGGAGAUAGCAGGAAAUAUUGGUCCUCCAUUCAACUUCACCUUCCAGAUUCAGAACCUGGGCUUCUUUCCCGUGACGGACCUGCAGUUGAAUAUAGAAAUUCCAGAGAUGACCAAAAACGGGAACCAGCUGUUGCAGAUAUCGGACUUCCAUAUUGACAAAACAGACGGUACCCACUGCAUACCCCCUCAACAUGUGGCACAGAGCAGGGCGUCCCCAGAAGACCUCUCCAGAGUCUCACGCCUGAACCAGUCCAAUACUCUGCCUCUGCCGGUCCAAUGCACUGUCAACCUGAACCCCUACAAGGAAGUCAGCGUCAGAAUCAGGGGGGCAUUGCGGUUGGACGCCUUGCAUGCUCUGAGGUUCAAAGUCCUGGAACUGGUGACAAGUGCAACAGUAGAACUUCCACCUUCAAGCCCCAUGUUUCUUCAUGAAGAAAGGCCUGUCAGACAUAUAAUCCUGGAGAUUAGGAAAGAAGGGGAUUACAGAAUCUCAAUCUGGAUUAUCAUUGGGAGCACGCUGGGAGGGUUGUUACUGCUGUCCCUGCUCAGCCUAGCUCUAUGGAAGCUUGGCUUCUUCCAGAGGCAGAAGAGGAGAGAAGAGGAUGAGCAGGAGACCAAUGGAAAGGUGGCAGAGGAGCGGUAACUAACGCAGGCGAGGGACCAGCCAUCACACACACACACAGGGGAACCAACACUCAGGGACUGUCCCAUCCCCCCCGACACUACAGCGGUACAGUCCAGAAGGCUCUGCAAGAUGAGACCGUCAGAUCAAGACCUGCUCAGUGCACUGGAAGACCAACUGUACCUGUAUGACCCAUGAGACGUUAGCACUACCAACCAUAAUGCCCUGCCCUCCACUGUAAUGCUGAGACUACUGGACCCUCCUCGGUGCCUGGUUACCCAUACCCACCUCUGACCUCUACCCUUUAGCUAGACACCCUUCCCCAUGGUUACCCACCUC